GGAGGCGGGACCAGCCGCCGCCGUCUCCGUCUCGGUGUCCCGGCCCCUACAGCGCCCGGCAGCCGCGGCAGGAGGAGCGGAAACUGCGGGGUGCGUCCCGUUCGGAGCCGCGGCGGCCAAGAAGGCGCCGAGGAGCAGCGGGGCGGCCUCCGUCCGGCCCGGACCCGCCGAGCGGCGUGCGCGCCCCCUCCCCGUAGCUUCGCGGCGAGGCCUCGCCCCGGCCCCUCCCGAGCUCAUCGCGGGCCCCCGGAGCGGCCCCGGCGGCCCGAGCGCGCCCACCUGAGCCCCCGCGCCGGCGCCAUGGCGGAGCAGGAGAGCCUGGAGUUCGGCAAGGCGGACUUCGUGCUGAUGGACACCGUCUCCAUGCCCGAGUUCAUGGCCAACCUCAGGCUCAGAUUUGAAAAAGGGCGCAUCUAUACGUUCAUUGGAGAAGUCGUCGUUUCUGUGAACCCUUACAAGUUGUUGAACAUCUAUGGAAGAGACACAAUUGAGCAGUAUAAAGGCCGUGAGCUGUAUGAGAGACCGCCUCACCUUUUUGCUAUUGCAGAUGCUGCUUACAAGGCUAUGAAGAGGCGAUCAAAAGACACUUGUAUUGUGAUAUCAGGGGAAAGUGGAGCUGGUAAAACAGAAGCCAGUAAGUACAUUAUGCAGUAUAUUGCGGCCAUCACCAACCCCAGUCAGAGAGCAGAGGUUGAAAGAGUGAAGAAUAUGUUGCUUAAGUCCAACUGUGUUUUGGAAGCUUUUGGAAAUGCCAAAACCAACCGUAAUGACAACUCCAGCAGGUUUGGAAAAUACAUGGAUAUCAACUUUGACUUCAAGGGUGACCCUAUUGGUGGGCAUAUCAAUAACUACUUACUGGAAAAGUCUCGAGUGAUUGUGCAACAGCCAGGAGAAAGAAGCUUUCAUUCUUUCUAUCAGCUACUCCAAGGAGGUUCAGAGCAGAUACUGCGCUCUCUACAUCUCCAGAAAUCCCUUUCAUCCUACAACUAUAUUCAUGUAGGAGCUCAAUUAAAGUGUUCUAUCAAUGAUGCUGCUGAAUUCAAAGUUGUUGCUGAUGCCAUGAAAGUCAUUGGCUUCAAACCUGAGGAGAUCCAAACAGCAUAUAAGAUUUUGGCUACUAUUCUGCACUUGGGAAAUUUAAAAUUUGUAGUAGAUGGUGACACGCCUCUUAUUGAGAAUGGCAAAGUAGUAUCUAUCAUAGCAGAAUUGCUGUCUACUAAGACAGACAUGGUUGAGAAAGCCCUUCUUUACCGGACCGUGGCUACAGGCCGUGACAUCAUCGACAAGCAGCACACAGAACAAGAGGCCAGCUACGGCAGAGACGCCUUUGCCAAGGCAAUAUAUGAGCGCCUUUUUUGUUGGAUCGUUACUCGCAUCAAUGAUAUUAUUGAGGUCAAGAACUAUGACACCACAGUCCAUGGGAAAAACACUGUUAUUGGUGUCUUGGAUAUCUAUGGCUUUGAAAUCUUUGACAACAACAGUUUUGAACAAUUCUGCAUCAAUUAUUGCAAUGAGAAACUGCAGCAGCUAUUUAUUCAGCUGGUUCUGAAGCAAGAACAAGAGGAAUACCAGCGGGAAGGGAUCCCCUGGAAACACAUUGACUACUUCAACAAUCAGAUCAUUGUUGACCUCGUGGAGCAGCAGCACAAAGGGAUCAUUGCAAUCCUUGAUGACGCUUGCAUGAAUGUCGGCAAAGUCACUGAUGAAAUGUUUCUUGAAGCACUUAACAGUAAAUUAGGCAAACAUGGCCAUUUUUCCAGCCGAAAGCUCUGUGCCUCAGACAAAAUUCUGGAGUUUGAUCGAGAUUUUCGAAUUCGACAUUAUGCAGGAGAUGUGGUCUAUUCUGUCAUUGGUUUUAUUGACAAAAAUAAAGAUACUUUAUUUCAAGAUUUCAAGCGCCUUAUGUAUAACAGUUCAAAUCCUGUGCUCAAGAAUAUGUGGCCUGAAGGCAAACUGAGCAUUACAGAGGUGACCAAGCGACCUCUGACUGCUGCUACCUUGUUUAAGAAUUCUAUGAUUGCUCUAGUAGACAACCUUGCAUCAAAGGAACCAUAUUACGUUCGUUGCAUCAAACCCAAUGACAAGAAAUCUCCGCAGAUAUUUGAUGACGAACGCUGCCGGCACCAAGUAGAGUAUCUUGGACUACUGGAAAAUGUGAGAGUGCGUCGGGCAGGAUUUGCCUUCCGCCAGACAUAUGAGAAGUUUCUUCACAGGUAUAAGAUGAUCUCUGAAUUCACCUGGCCCAACCAUGACCUUCCUUCAGAUAAAGAGGCUGUCAAGAAACUGAUUGAACGGUGUGGUUUUCAGGAUGAUGUAGCUUAUGGGAAGACCAAAAUUUUCAUUCGAACACCCCGAACGUUGUUUACCUUGGAAGAACUCCGUGCCCAGAUGCUCAUAAGGAUUGUCCUCUUUCUACAAAAGGUGUGGCGGGGCACCCUGGCCCGCAUGCGGUACAAAAGAACCAAGGCAGCUCUGACUAUAAUCAGGUACUACCGGCGCUACAAAGUGAAGUCAUACAUCCACGAGGUGGCCAGACGCUUCCAUGGCGUCAAGACCAUGCGAGACUACGGGAAGCACGUGAAGUGGCCAAGCCCUCCUAAAGUUCUUCGCCGUUUUGAAGAGGCCCUGCAGAUGAUUUUCAAUAGAUGGAGAGCAUCCCAGCUCAUCAAGAGCAUUCCGGCCUCAGACCUGCCCCAGGUCAGGGCAAAGGUUGCAGCCAUGGAAAUGCUGAAGGGUCAAAGGGCUGACCUCGGGCUCCAGAGGGCCUGGGAGGGCAACUAUCUUGCUUCAAAGCCAGAUACACCUCAGACCUCAGGCACUUUUGUCCCUGUUGCUAAUGAAUUGAAACGGAAGGACAAAUACAUGAAUGUCCUCUUUUCCUGUCAUGUCCGUAAGGUCAAUCGAUUUAGUAAGGUGGAAGACAGAGCAAUUUUUGUCACUGACCGUCACCUAUAUAAAAUGGAUCCCACUAAACAGUACAAGGUGAUGAAGACUAUCCCUCUAUACAAUUUGACUGGUCUGAGUGUCUCCAAUGGAAAGGACCAACUUGUAGUGUUCCAUACGAAAGACAACAAAGACCUCAUCGUCUGCCUCUUCAGCAAACAGCCAACCCAUGAGAGUCGAAUUGGAGAACUUGUUGGAGUGCUGGUGAAUCAUUUCAAGAGUGAGAAGCGCCACCUUCAAGUGAACGUCACCAACCCAGUACAGUGUAGCCUGCACGGGAAGAAGUGCACCGUCUCCGUGGAGACGCGGCUCAACCAGCCCCAGCCGGACUUCACCAAGAACCGCUCGGGCUUCAUCCUCAGCGUGCCCGGGAACUGACACCCCGCAGAGGACUGGCCCGGAGCCUGGCCAUGCUCCGAGUUCUGGGUCCCAGUCCAGCUGCUGCCUCCCAGCCCAUGCCCGCUAGAAACCUGCUGUGAGGGCCCCUCCCGGAGGAGCCCCCUCCCUGUGAGGUUUCCUUCCUGGCUUUCUGCCUUUGGUAUCAUCUUCCUCUGUCCUGACUGUCCACGGUCCCUGCUCAAUAAACCAAAGACCCUGGUGCCCCGCCCAGACCCCUGGGCUGAUGUCCAGACCAAUCUCACCCAGAGGCAACUGGAUGGUGCCUUUAGUUGGUGUGGGUGCCCCUUGGCCAGGUCAAGUCGGAGCACCUAGGCAGGUGCCCUGCUGCUGACCCUGUAGAGGGAAGGGGUUGAGAUGCAGGUCCCCCGCUCUCUGGGAGCCCCACAGCCACCUCUCUCGCCCAAGGUGAGCCAGCCCUGGGGACCUAGCUCAUGGAGGCUCUGCUCAGAGUUCAGCGGACCACCUCCCCUACCCAACUCCCAGCCACCAGCCAAAGCUACUGGGCGAGCAGAGACACCCACAGGGCCAGCCCCUCAGCCAGGAGCCAGUGGCAGGAGCAGAACAGCCCGUCCAGCAGGGUGAGUCCAUCCUUCCCAGGUUCUCCCCCGGGAGACUCCCUUUGCCACCAAGGUCCCUGUCAGGGCCUCUGACCACCACUCUGGAGAGGACAGUGUGGCAUGCUCCAAACAAGAUCAUCUUACUUCACUCGCAGCCUGUGACCAUGGCCCUCUUAUAGAUACUUUCACCGUUUGCAGGGUUGCUAAUCAGAUACCUGCUGUCACCACACUUGGGUCAGGAAUCUUAAUGAGAACGGGAAGCUGCCGGGAUGAGGGCAGCCCUCAGGGUUGGCCGCUUUCCCUCUGGACCACCUCCCACUACGUUUCCUACUCAGUGAAACAGCAAGGGCGGGGUCAAGGCACAGGAUGAUGGGAAGCAGAGCAGCAGCACAGCAUGGGGUCCUGGCACUGCAGGCCAGGCCAGGACACCCACCCCACACCCUGCACGGCCCCUUGGGGCCUGUGCCUGUGAACUUGGUGCCAGGGAGAACUGCCAGCUAGCCGGUUUCUGCCCAGCAAAAGCAUGGAUGCCUCAGGGGCCUUCUGAGACAACUCUCCCCCUGAGCCCCAGAUGCUGAGAAGGCCUUGAGGGAAGUAGAGGCUCAGAGCAAAUGCCUCAUGUGGUGAGAAGGUGAGGAGAGCCCGCGCCUCAGGCAUGUAGUGAGAGGAUGAGGGGAGCCCGCACCUGAGGCAGGUGGUGAGAGGAUGAGGGGAGCCCGCACCUCAGGUGGAGUGGGCAGGGGUGCAAGAGAGGGACAUACUGAAGCUUCUUCCCAUCAUGCCACAGACGCUGCCCCACCAUGCUCCUGUCCUCCCACCCUCACCCAGCAGAACCCACCAAGUGCCUGUGGGCAGCCUCCUGUGCCUCACCCAGGGCCUGGCCCGAGUGGUCCCAACAACCUGGUCUCAUGCCCGCUCCCCAUCCCUGCUUCCCAAAAAUUGCACUGUGUGCAGUUUGCAACAAAGAAUCCCGCUGGCAUCCUGUCCUUGGGAACCCUUUCUCAUUCCCCAAGCCUGGUCAGCUGCCUGCAGAGGCAGAGGUGCCCCCAGCCCAGGUUAGCAACGCUCAUAGUUUUGCCAAUUACCAGUAGACACUAGUGGAACCAUCUAACUGGAACUUCCUCUCUCCUUCCACUUAUUUCCCCAAACUUGUUGCUUUACACUAGACACGUGCAAAUGUAUGUUUUAAACACACCAAAACAGAUUAUGCCAAAUGAGUUGCCUGUCAAAGGCUGGAGGGCAGGAGGAGGGCCUGGGUUUGGGUUCCUUCCUCCCGGCCUUUGUAUGGUGCCUUGGGCCCCUCAGCCCCAGCGCCAGGGCCUCCCAGCUGAGGCCACAGGACAAGCACUUUUUUAUGAUGUACUAAAAGAAGCCACAGUAUGUGGCAACUGCAAAAGGAUCAGGAAUUUAGGGUGUGAUCUGAGACACGUGUCCUGGGUGCUGAGGGGAAAGGAAGCGGGCACAGUGAUUGUAGACAAUGAGGGGGUUUCUCUUGAUGUAAUGAAAUGCAAUUUUAUGGUUUGGUGCAAAAACUCCUGUUUUACAGUAAAUUAACUUUAUUUCUAAAGCAUAUUUUGAUUUAUCAUCAAGAGCAAUAAAGCAUUAAAUCUUA
Messenger RNA from Rhinopithecus roxellana (golden snub-nosed monkey), 5511 nucleotides. It is a transcript of the gene MYO1D, whose product is annotated as myosin ID. Gene Ontology annotation, biological process: actin filament organization; vesicle transport along actin filament. Gene Ontology annotation, molecular function: actin filament binding; ATP binding; microfilament motor activity. NCBI's taxonomy places the organism in Eukaryota, Metazoa, Chordata, Mammalia, Primates, Cercopithecidae. Bases 301 to 3321 code for a protein of 1006 amino acids. Gene Ontology annotation, cellular component: microvillus; myosin complex; cytoplasm. The record is from RefSeq and is a predicted model, not a curated record. The transcript is spliced from 22 exons.